AUGCCAGGACGGCCGAAUAUCGCUAUUGCGGGGCUUGCCUGCGAAACCUCCACUUUCUCUCCAGCCCGUACCUUAGCGCCCGCAUUCCAUCCACGGCGCGGCAACGAGGUCAUUGAAAAGUAUGCCUUUAUUCACCCGGAGACAACACUGGGGGAAGCUGCCAUAUGGCACGGAGCUCUCAUAGGCCAUGCAUUGCCUGGUGGAAUCGUGGCUCGAGAAUCAUUUGAAGAGCUGGCAAAUGAGAUCAUCGCUCGUUUAACGGAUAUCACCAGCUCAACUAAGCUGGAUGGACUUUGGUUUGAUAUUCACGGGGCGAUGUGCGUAGAGGACAUGGAUGAUGUUGAGGCGGAACUUCUGCGGCGUGUUCGCCAAGUCAUCGGACCAGAUGUUAUUGUCUCCGCGUCGAUGGAUCUUCAUGGGAAUGUUUCUCAACGAUUAGCACACCAGACUGAUCUUAUCACUUGCUAUCGGAUGGCACCCCAUGAAGAUGCAAUGGAAACGAAAGAAAGAGCUUGUCAGAAUUUGGUUGACGUUUUGACCUCUCCAAAUGCGAGCCCUGUCAGGCCUCUGAAAGCAUGGGUUUCGAUUCCAAUCCUUUUGCCAGGAGAACAAACAUCGACUCGCAUGGAGCCUGCAAAGAGCCUGUAUGGCCUGGUUCCAGACGUUGUUUCAACAGGAGGGGUACUUGAUGCUGCCAUUUGGGUUGGUUACGCAUGGGCUGAUGAGCCACGGAACCAUGCUGUGGUAGUUGUGACGGGAUGGGAGACUGAGUCCGUCAUCAAGGGCGCCCAGAAACUGUCAGAUUAUUUCUGGGAAAAGCGUGAAGAGUUUGAAUUUGUCGCACCAACCGGGUCGCUGACAGAGUGUAUCGAUGCGGCUUUGAGGUCCACUAGCAGACCCUUCUUCAUUUCAGACUCCGGUGACAACCCAACCGCUGGAGGAGCAGGUGAUGUGACUUGGAGCCUUAAUCGCGUACUCAACUGCUCUGAGUUCAAAGACGAAUCUGCCCCCAAAGUAAUUUAUGCCAGCAUCCCAGGAUCGACUGCUAUUGAAACCAUCCUGGAAGCUGGAAUAGAUGAUAUUGUUACUGUGACUGUGGGUGCCGAAGUCGAUAAUCUUCACGAAGGCCCAGUCACCAUGACAGGAAGAGUUCAUUCAAUCAAACAUGGCGAUCGCGAUGCUGUUGUGGAAAGUGUACUUCAAGUUGGAAGUGUUUUUGUGAUUAUCACAAAGUUGCGCAAGCCAUAUCAUCAUGAGUCUGACUUCACUGAACUGAACCUUCAUCCUCGCAAUGCCGACAUCGUGAUGGUGAAGAUCGGAUAUCUAGAGCCGGAACUAUUCAACAUGGCUGCAGAUUGGAUGCUCGCCUUGACUCCCGGUGGUGUUGAUCAAGAUUUGCCUCGCCUAGGACAUCGUCGUAUUCAUCGUCCAAUGUGGCCAUAUGAUCAACAGUUUAGUGAGCCACCAGAUCUGACUCCUCACCUCAUUCCGUUCUCCAAUGACCCUCUGUGGUUUUGA
This is a messenger RNA of Penicillium malachiteum, 1518 nucleotides long. RefSeq names its product M81 family metallopeptidase. The transcript has a single exon. The coding region runs from base 1 to 1518 and encodes 505 amino acids. NCBI's taxonomy places the organism in Eukaryota, Fungi, Ascomycota, Eurotiomycetes, Eurotiales, Aspergillaceae. The record is from RefSeq and is a predicted model, not a curated record.